Nicotiana attenuata is the source of this 1531-nucleotide messenger RNA. Its product is annotated as tryptophan--tRNA ligase, cytoplasmic. Gene Ontology annotation, molecular function: ATP binding; tryptophan-tRNA ligase activity. Gene Ontology annotation, cellular component: cytoplasm. Lineage: Eukaryota; Viridiplantae; Streptophyta; Magnoliopsida; Solanales; Solanaceae. The transcript has 11 exons. Gene Ontology annotation, biological process: tryptophanyl-tRNA aminoacylation. The record is from RefSeq and is a predicted model, not a curated record. The coding region runs from base 78 to 1286 and encodes 402 amino acids.
CUAUCAGCAUUCAGCCAUUCCAAGGUUUUUGCACUUUCUCUCUAAAUCUCCGAAACCACUAGAACAGCAUUACAGCAAUGGAGAAAAGGGAGGAGGCGAAAGAGGUGGUGGAAGAGGAGGAGCAAGUAGUGAAUCCAUGGGAAGUAUCAGCAAAAGACGGCGGCAAGAUUGACUACGACAAAUUAAUCGAUAAAUUUGGUUGCCAGAGGCUCGACGACUCCUUAAUCCAGCGUGUUCAACGCCUCACGAAUCGGCCGGCUCACGUUUUCCUCCGCCGCGGAGUUUUCUUCGCUCAUCGUGAUUUCAACGAUAUAUUGGACGCUUAUGAAAAAGGGCAAAAGUUCUAUCUAUAUACUGGCAGAGGACCUUCCUCUGAAGCCUUGCAUUUGGGUCACCUUAUCCCAUUCAUGUUCACAAAAUAUUUGCAGGAUGCAUUUAAAGUGCCGCUAGUAAUACAAUUGACAGAUGAUGAGAAAUGUAUGUGGAAGAAUUUGUCCGUGGAAGAAAGCCAAAGACUUGCUCGUGAGAAUGCUAAAGAUAUUAUAGCUUGUGGAUUUGAUGUUUCCAAGACUUUCAUUUUCUCUGAUUUCGAUUAUGUUGGUGGUGCCUUUUACAAGAACAUGGUGAAGGUUGCAAAAUGUGUCACAUACAAUAAUGUGGUUGGCAUUUUUGGUUUCACAGGUGAAGAUCACAUUGGGAAAGUUAGUUUUCCACCAGUUCAGGCUGUUCCAUCCUUCCCAAGUUCAUUUCCUCAUCUGUUUUCUGGCAAUGAUAACAUUCGCUGCUUGAUUCCAUGUGCCAUAGACCAGGAUCCUUAUUUCCGAAUGACUCGAGAUGUCGCUCCCCGGAUAGGUUAUCACAAGCCUGCUUUGAUUGAAUCAUCUUUCUUUCCUGCCCUUCAGGGGGAGAAUGGAAAAAUGUCUGCUAGUGAUCCAAAUUCUGCCAUUUAUGUGACCGAUUCAGCAAAAGAGAUAAAAAAUAAGAUAAACAGAUAUGCAUUCUCUAGUGGGCAAGACUCAAUUGAGUUGCACAGAAAGUACGGAGCGAACUUGGAGGUUGAUAUACCAUUUAAGUAUCUUGGCUUUUUCCUGGACGAUGAUGCUGAGCUGGAACUCAGUAGAGAGGAAUAUGGGUCUGGACGUAUGCUAACAGGUGAAGUGAAAAAGAGGCUCACUGAAGUUCUAACAGAUAUAGUUGAAAGACAUCGACGGGCUAGGGCGUUGGUGACUGAUGAGAUGGUAGAUGCUUUCAUGGCCGUUAGACCUCUUCCUAAUAUGUUCAACUGAAUAGGCAAAUUUUCGUCACGUCGAUAUGUUCUUUCUUGAGGCAACUAGUCAUUGUUUCUCUCGAUUUCCUGAGAGGUGUUUCUUCUUUAAUUGUAAUUUCUUUUUUUCAUGUAUUUUUAUAACUCGUAAAUUUCAGUUAUAUAUUUGCAAAAACAAAGUCAUGAAGAUGGCAUCACUCUUCCAUUCUCUCGUUGAAAUUUACACCAUUUUGAGGACCCUAAUGCAUCUAGUUUGGUUAAGUACUA